Cynoglossus semilaevis (tongue sole) is the source of this 6122-nucleotide messenger RNA. RefSeq names its product collagen alpha-1(XVIII) chain-like. Gene Ontology annotation, biological process: extracellular matrix organization. The record is from RefSeq and is a predicted model, not a curated record. NCBI's taxonomy places the organism in Eukaryota, Metazoa, Chordata, Actinopteri, Pleuronectiformes, Cynoglossidae. The coding region runs from base 1 to 5037 and encodes 1678 amino acids. Gene Ontology annotation, molecular function: protein binding; extracellular matrix structural constituent conferring tensile strength. The transcript has 43 exons.
AUGGGCACAUGGUCGGGGGUGGAGGAGUGGGUGUGGGUGUGGGUGCUGCCAAAAGGACAGUUCUUAGAGCUGCGGUCGGACAUGGACCCCGAGGGGUCGGGCAGUCCAGCAGGCAGUGGAGAGCAGCCAACAGAGGACACAGUCGCAGCACGGGUCACUGAGGAACGACCUGGGAUCCGGGUCACGGAGCAGAACUGGGUUCAGAGCACUGGAGCCCCUCAACAGACCACUCUAGUGCCUCCUACAGCCCACCUGGAGAAUGACAUGGCGUCUGAGAAAGGCACAGACCCUCCGUCACAAAUAAGUGAACCUGAAAACUCCACCUCCGUAGAUUUGCUAAUUCCACUUAAUGACACCGUCUCUAACCUGGACUCUAGGGGCCGCCAGCUUACACCAGUUACUGAUUUACCAGUUACGACUCAGGAACCUGUCGUUUACCAAAGUGUUCCGACUAGCCAAGCGUCAACUGUUAGCCAAAGAUUUCAAACAGCGAUCACAGCUGCCCAACGUGAAGACUCUACGUCGACGUUAGCAACUAGUCACACCGCAGCAACUUCGACCGCAGCUGCCCAACGUGAAGAGUCUACGUCGACGUUAGCAACUAGUCACACUUUAGCUGCCAGGCCUAGCUUAGCAACCUCCUCACAGCAACUAACGACUGUUAGUAAAGAUGUAAAGACAGGGGGCGACAGAGCAGUGACUGAAUCUCAACGGUGUGUGUUGCUCAGUGAGCCGUUGCCAUUCUGCUCCUUCACGAAAGGAGAAAAAAUUCUCGUUCCAAAUUUUGUCAACCAGACCAGUGUGGAGGAGGUUCGGGCGCUCCUCACUGAGUGGGCGUGGCUGCUGGGUUCAAACUGCCACCAUGGUGUGCAGUGGUUUUUCUGCCUUCUCUUGGUCCCAAAGUGCGACCCAGCGGGGGCGCUGCCCCUGCUGCCGUGCCGGAGUUUCUGCGAAGUCUUGAGGGACAGUUGCUGGAUGCUCCUGGAUGAAGGACGCCUCCCGGUGGAGUGCCACACUCUGCCUGAUGAUGAUGAUGAUGGUGAUGAUGGUGAUGAUGAUGAUGGGUAUCAGUGCUUGUCUCCUAGUAACCAGAAAGAAGACAGUGGAGUUUCUCUGCUGCAGCUGAUUGGAGAUCCUCCUCCCAGCGAGAUCACCCAGGUCUACGGACCCGACAACAGCCCAGGAUACGUCUUCGGCCCAGAUGCAAACACGGGCCAACUGGCCCGGGCCCACCUGCCGAGCCCCUUCUACCGUCACUUCUCCCUAAUCUUUAAUGUGAAGCCCACCUCCGACCGGGGGGGCGUUCUCUUCUCCGUCACAGACGUUCCCCAGCAGAUCAUGUAUGUGGGGGUGAAACUGUCAGCUGUGCAGGGGAACCACCAGAACGUCAUCCUCUACUACACGGAACCCGGCUCGGAGCGCUCGUACGAAGCGGCCAGCUUCCGCGUCCACUCGAUGAGGGACACCUGGACCCGGUUCGCCAUUGCUGUGAGGGACGACAAGGUGAUGUUCUACCUCAACUGUGACACAGAUCCUCAGGUGUCCCGCAUCGAGAGGUCGCCCGACGAGAUGGAGCUGGAUGCUGGUGCCGGGGUCUUUGUCGGUCAAGCCGGAGGAGCCGAUCCAGACAAGUUCCUGGGGGUCAUCGGCGAACUGAGGGUGGUGGGAGACCCCCGUGCUGCCGAGAGACAUUGUGAGGAGGACGAAGACGACUCAGACAUGGCCUCAGGAGACGGCAGUGGCUACGGAGAACCGAGGCCAACAGAACCAGCGGUGGAGAACCAGAGGUGGACGACUGCACCCCCAUCCUCUCGACCCAUUCAGGAGCCCCCAGUUAUCAGGAAAGAGGAGGGGUCUGUUUCCAGAGGGACGGCCACUGAAAACCAUCAAGUCUCAGUGGAGUCCAGACCAGGACUUCCCGGGUCUCCAGGACAAGCAGGAGCCAAAGGAGAGAAAGGAGACCGCGGGGAUAAAGGGGAGAGAGGAGACCGGGGGCCGAUCGGAGCGAAGGGAGAAUCUGGCUCCAGCUCCCGAGGAGGAGGCCACGGAGAGAAGGGAGAACCUGGAGAGAAGGGAUCAAAGGGCAGCGCAGGCUUUGGCUACCAGGGAACGAAGGGUGAUCGAGGGCUCCCUGGACCCCCAGGCCUCCCCGGCCCCCCAGGACCCACCCCUGAUUAUUUACUCACCAACGAUGGCACCGUGGUGCCUGCAGGACCCAGAGGACCACCGGGGCCUCCAGGACCCCAAGGACCAGUAGGAGCCGACGGAGAACCGGGUGAUCCUGGUGAGGACGGGAAACUGGGUCCUGAUGGACCACCAGGCUUCCCAGGUACGCCCGGAGACCCCGGACCUAAAGGAGAAAAGGUGGGCUCUUCAGAUGGUCACCCUGGGGCGCGCGGCCCCCCAGGCCCACCUGGACCACCUGGACCUGGAUACAGAUCUACUUUUGUGGACAUGGAAGCCUCUGGUUUCCCGGACCUGGAAUCUGUCAGGGGACUACCUGGGCCACCUGGGCCUCCUGGUCCACCUGGGCUUCCUGGAAUCUCUACGGCGAGCACGGUCUUGAGUUCUGGGGCAUUUGGACCUCCAGGAAAAGAUGGAGCACCUGGUCAACCUGGUUUACCUGGUCUACCAGGAACUGAUGGAAGUCCAGGAGUACCAGGUGCCAAAGGAGAAAAGGGUGAUUCUGGAGAGCUGGGUCUUCCAGGCCCUGUUGGAGAAAAGGGAUCUCGAGGAGACCCUGGUUUAUCAGGACCUUCAGGACAGUCUGGACUCGCUGGUCUGCCCGGGCCAAUGGGCCCUGUGGGGCCCCCCGGGCCUCCUGGACCCCCGGGACCAAGUUAUCGUGUUGGAUUUGACGACAUGGAAGGUUCUAGUGGCGGAUACUCCAACGGACUCCCUGGACGGGAAGGACAACAGGGUUCUCCUGGUUUUCCUGGACUUCCGGGUAAACCUGGGUUUCCUGGUCUGCCGGGUCAGAAGGGCAGUGAGGGACCAGUGGGAAAAGACGGACAACCAGGACUGGACGGGUUCCCAGGACCUCAGGGGCCGAGGGGUGAGAGAGGUGACAAGGGGGAGACGGGUGAACCAGGUCGAGACGGAUCAGGAUUCCCAGGUCCACCAGGGCCCCCCGGACCACCAGGACAGGUCGUCUACUCCACGUCUGGAAACGACAGAGCGUCUCUACCUGGACACCCUGGCCUCCCUGGACCAGUUGGACCAAAGGGUGACAGCGGAGAGCCGGGUUCUCCUGGCUAUGGAAUAAAGGGGGAGAAAGGUGAACCAGGUUUGGUGAUCGCUCCUGAUGGAAACCUUCUGGAAGGAUUACGAGGAGCAAAGGGGGACACCGGACCCUCGGGUCCAGUCGGACCUCCUGGUCAUUAUGGACCUCCUGGAAUCAAGGGUGAAAUUGGAAUGCCUGGGAGACCUGGUCGUCCUGGUGUGAAUGGAUACAAAGGUGAAAAAGGAGAAUCAGGAGGGGGCGCUGGAUACAGUUUCCCAGGUCCUCCAGGACCACCUGGUAUGCCUGGACCCCCAGGACCUCCCGUUCCUCUGGACCGCUUCAAUCGCUACGACGACAAUUCAAGGAAUUACCCAGUAGUCAAAGGAGAGAAAGGAGAGCGUGGAUUCCCAGGACUUCCAGGAACCACUUCUAACAUCGACAUCUACGCCUUCAAGAAUGAACUGAAGGGGGAGAGCGGUGACCCUGGAGUGAAGGGUGAAAAGGGAGAGCCUGGUGGUGGAUAUUUUGACCCCCUGUUUGGAGGAGCACAGGGCCCACAAGGACCUCCUGGACAACCAGGUCUACCAGGUCCAAAAGGAGACUAUGUGAUCGGACCCCCGGGGCCACAGGGCCCACCAGGAACACCAGGUGUUGGUUAUGAUGGACGCCCAGGUGCCCCUGGUCCACCCGGACCUCCAGGACCUCCAGGCUCUUACCCUGGAGCCUACAGGCCCAACCAUGCUAUCAACAUUCCUGGUCCACCUGGUCCUCCUGGUCCACCUGGACUUCCUGCUCACUCGUCCAGUGUCACAGUGUUGAAGUCGUACGACACCAUGAUCGCCACGGCGCGGCGUCAGACGGAGGGCAGCCUCAUCUACAUCAUAGACAAAGCUGAUCUUUACCUCCGAGUGAGAGACGGACUGAGACAAGUCAUGCUGGGACAGUACCAGCCGUUCUACAGGGACCUGGAGAACGAGGUGGCAGAGGUGCAGCCCCCGCCCGUCAUCCUGUACCCCCAGUCCCAGGACCAGUCCCAUAAUAAUGGAGCGGGUCAUUACUCCCAGAGCAGCCCGGUCAUUCGACCCCUCGAGCCUCCGCUGCACCUGCCUGAAGACCCCAAGCCCCCCCCUCAUUAUGACCCCAGGUUCCCCGACCCCAGACACACGGGUCACACUGACCAGACGCUGGUCACCCAGAGGGUUGAGAGCAGGUAUCCUGUCACACCACAGCGACGACCCAGCCCCCCCCUGCCCCAUCCUGGGGGCCACGGGCACACGGGAUCAGGGCUUCACCUCAUCGCCCUGAACGCCCCUCAGUCCGGUAACAUGCGAGGAAUCCGCGGCGCCGACUUCCUGUGCUUCCAACAGGCCCGCGCCGUGGGUCUGAAGGGAACCUUCCGAGCGUUCCUGUCCUCCAAGCUUCAGGACCUCUACACCAUCGUCCGUGGCUCAGACAGGGACCACCUCCCCAUCUUGAACCUUAAGGACCAAGUGUUGUUCAGCAGCUGGUCGUCCGUCUUUGGAGACAGGGCGGACAGAAUGAGGGAGAACGUCCCCAUUUACUCCUUCGAUGGCAGGGACAUCAUCAGGGACAGUGCCUGGCCAGAGAAGAUGGUGUGGCACGGCUCAGACGUCCAUGGACAGAGACAGACCGACCACUACUGUGAAACCUGGCGAGCCGGCGACCGAGCGGUGACCGGCCUGGCCUCGUCCCUCCAGAGUGGCCUCCUCCUGCAGCAGACCUCCAGCAGCUGCUCCGGCUCCUACGUCGUUCUCUGCAUCGAGAACGCCCUCAUAUCACAGUCCAAAAAAUAAAUCCCUCAUUUGUUUUGUUUUUUUAUUUUUUGUAUAUUUUUCCGUCUCUUUUUCUGGUCCCCACUUCAACACGGUUUUACUUCCACGUCUUUUUUCACGUCUCUCUCCAUGUGGAGGCGCUGCCUUCACUGAACUGUUCCUGCUGCGGCAGAGACACUUUAGCAUCGUCUGCUUCUGCCCCUCCGUAAACGCCAAAGAGUCGGGUUGAACAGAGAGGGGUCAAGGUGGGGGGCGAGGGUGGAUCCAGGGUCCCGAUUUUUUCGGGCGCUCUGAGAAAUAUUAUAAAGAGUGAAGCGACAGCAGAGAAGAAGAAAAAACACAUUCUCAGAUAUUUUUAAACAUUCUGUUUGUUUUUAAUGUUUUUAUUUUGGUUUAUAUGAUGUUUUUUCAAUGUUUUACUUUUUGAAUUGUUUUAAAAAAAAUGCUAUACUUUUACAUUUUUCCAAAAGAAUUAUCUAUUUUACUUUUUUUUUUUUUACCCAUGCUUUUUAGACGUGUGGAUUAGGACGGGGGUGCAGUAAACUCUAAAUAAAUUUAAAGAAGAAAAAUAAAUAUUUAUUUUUAAAUGAAGUUGAUGUUAGGACCAGUAGAAAGUGAUUGGGGAAAAAAAUAAGAAAAAGUUUGUUUGUACUCCCUCCUGCACACACACACUCACACACACACACACACACACGUCCUGUUACUGCUGCUGUGACCGUCAGUGAUUUCUUCUCUCCAAAUUGAAACGUCCUUCAAGGACAAUAAAAAAAAAAAAUCAAAUGUUUUUAAAAAAAAAAAGAUUUAAAUAUUUUUUCUACUUUUCCGUCGAUCACUCAGCGAACGGGACCUGAAUCUGGUGCUGAUUUUCCUGGAGUGAACGCUGCAGCCGGUGUGAAGACAGGAAACACCGCGGCGUCGGCGUCACUUCUCCUCCCUGUGAUUGAAUUAUGACAAAUGGACUAACUAGGUGUCAGUACCAGGUGUCAGUACCAGGUGUCAGUACCAGGUGCUUGUUGACUGAACCUGUGGAUGUCUGUGUUUUUUAUAACAGAAUGUGCUGUACUGUUUCUACCAAGCACUGAUUAAAGUCUUCUUCUCAACCACAA